Molecule: messenger RNA, 1980 nt
Organism: Acaulospora colombiana
Lineage: Eukaryota; Fungi; Glomeromycota; Glomeromycetes; Diversisporales; Acaulosporaceae
Source: the annotation of a GenBank genome assembly
AUGUCUCCUCGUCGUCGGUUUCGUCAUCUGCAGAGUAAAGAACCGGAAACCGACUCACCCUUCGCGGAAACGAUUGUCUUCAACAGUGUCGAUUGGUCAGGCGUCCAAACGGCCACCCACGCCGCUCCAAUUAGGCGUGAGGCAUCGACACCCCCUCCAAGACCCCCCAUCACGAUCUACAAUGUACCCUAUCCAUCAGGUCAAUCAGCAACAGAAACAUCUUCUCUAAAUUAUAACAAGACAAUCUCCACCUCCCGUUCCGUCUCCCCCUUCAAUUCGUUCUUACCCUAUACCGACCUUGGCUCGCAGAGUGGUCCAUCGUCACGGCCAUACUCUACCGCCGAGUCUCGAACAUCCAUGUUGGACACGGGCAGCCAUAUAUCGAGCUCCACCAUGGGUCUCUUACAGCCCACUGACGGUAACUCUGUUACCAAAACAACAAGAAGGGCGCUCCCCAUUCCUCCGCACCCUCCACCUUCCUAUGAAUCACUUUCUCGAAUGGACGAUAAUAAUACACAGCCUACUCUCGCUCCUUCUGCUAAAGCGGCCGCUCUAGGCCUCCCACCCCUCAAUCCUUCGUCUUCAUCUUCUCCAGCAUACACUACAUCAGAGGUUCCGCAAUCGCCAUACCCUUAUACAUCCGAUACCGGAACGAUAAACAAUAGUCCACAUUUAUCUCCGCGCGAGUCUCUCCAACAGACCAUAGUCGAUCCCGCCGAUUACCCCACCGCCUCGGGAGCUCGUAAAGGGCAAUCAGAAGAAGGAGGAGGUCGGUUUUCUGAAAGCAGCACCGUGCGCCCGCAUUCAAUCGACGCUCCCGCCCACCCGGCAGUUGGUCGAAUCUCCGAAAGCAGCGCGCGCCCACUUCAAUCCCCAAUUACCGAAGAGGGAUUCCACGACCCGUUCAAUGCGACUAAAUACGAAUUACCCGCUUGGCUCAACUCGGACCCCUUCCCAAGCAAUCAUGCUGGUCCCUCCGUUCGGCGCUCGCUGAGCCAAAGCUCCUUGUAUCCACCCAAGACGCCCAGAAGUGCGGCCGCGAGUAGCCACGUUCUCCCUUCAGAGUGGUCGGUUCGUUCGCUUAGCCCUGACCUCCCAGACGUACCUCCACUACCUCAUGAGACUGGCCACCAUAACACUCACGUCACCAUUACCGUGAGCGGCCAUCAUCCGCCGCAACCUCCGCGCUCUCCCACGCAUAUGGACCUGUUGAAGGAGAUGGACCAUCCCCCGAAAACGUGCUCGUCUUUCCGGGAGCGGAGCGCCCUGGAGACGAUAAUAUUAGCUGCUAGGGGAGAAUCUUCUAAAGAUACCACGCCUACUGUUGUUGGAGAAUUUGUCCAGCACGGGCAAAAGCAAGGUGAAGCCGAUGCUCGGAGUAGUAGACUCUUGACGCCCUCCCUCCUUUCCGACUCUGUUCCUGGCCAAGGUCUUGGCCGAUCGUUCACAUUGGAUCCGUCCUAUCGAAUCGUGAAGCCCAGUCGUGUCAUGCUACGGACCAGCGUCGGACGCGCGGUCAACCCCAGCAUCCUCAACACGAGCGUCUUGGCGUCCUCAAGUACUCGGCCAAAGUCAAGAGUCGUGUCUGGAGUCCCGGCUUCGGCCAUCAGUGGCAAUUUUAUCAACCUUCAUCCGUUAGAUUCACCCUCGAGCCGGGGCAUGUUGACUGGCUCAUCUAUGGGCAACGGUGUUGUUGCAGGUCCUGGGCUCAUGAGGAACACGAGUACUGCCAGCCGUAUUGUUCAUGGGGAUCUCGAUUCUAUCAGGAGUGUCUCGCCCGAGCUUGGGUGGAUUGGGGAAGAUGCUCAGACCAAGGAGACUCCCCUUGGUCAAGGAAAAGAUGAAGGGAGAAAGGAGCAACAACAACCAGAAUCUUCAAAUAAAGGCUCUAGAGGUUCAAGACUGAGUCUUGGAGAAGCCGCUCUCCUCUGGGCUGGCCUGACUUCUGCUAUGGAAAGCGAGGACAAACCUCGUACCUAA